AUGAAUGAAAAUCAAUGCCAAUAUACAAGUAAAAAAUAGUUAUCAUUACCUAAAGGUGAACCUGAAACUAUUAAAUUUGAAAAUGAAUUAAGCAAUCACUUUGGAUUCUUGACAGCCCCUAAGUAGUGCUGCCUGAUGUUAAUAAAAUGCCUUUACACAUUCUUUUCAAGAAUCCAGUUUAGGAGAUACCAAUUAUUACGACUCUUAGAAGCAACGAUAAAACAGAUGUACGAAGGUACAAGUUUUUAGUGACUGCCUUGCCAAGAGAGCAUAGUUCAAGACAUUCCAUUUUCAAAUCCAAAUGAUAAAGCUUGGACUUUCAAGUUCCUAUUAAAUUAAGAAUGAACUUGCUUUUCAUAGUUGAAUGUGUUAAUCGCAUAAAAUGAUCAUGACAUAGUUCAAUAUUUAUUGGAGGGUAAAAAAGAUUAUGUUUUGAAGAAGAAAACUAUGAUUGACAUCAAAUUACAAUUUACACCAAAAUUGAUGUCUAAGGUAGAGGCUCAUCUACAUAUUAUAAAUGUAAAUAAAAAUAAUAUCUAUGAUUACACAAUAGUAGGAAUAAGAGAAGAACCUUUAGCCUAGUCAAAUAUUGUACUCUAAUGCAAUGCUAGAUGA
Paramecium octaurelia is the source of this 615-nucleotide messenger RNA. Lineage: Eukaryota; Ciliophora; Oligohymenophorea; Peniculida; Parameciidae. The record is from the annotation of a GenBank genome assembly.